This is a messenger RNA of Durio zibethinus, 4458 nucleotides long. RefSeq names its product ABC transporter C family member 8-like. The record is from RefSeq and is a predicted model, not a curated record. Gene Ontology annotation, molecular function: ABC-type transporter activity; ATP binding; ATP hydrolysis activity. Gene Ontology annotation, biological process: transmembrane transport. Lineage: Eukaryota; Viridiplantae; Streptophyta; Magnoliopsida; Malvales; Malvaceae. Gene Ontology annotation, cellular component: membrane.
CUGCAGCAAGAAAGAAUUAAAAAGAAUGAUCAAAGAAGUAUCUUCAAUCAUGACCUCCUUGGGGAGCUCACUUGGGAAAGUUCCCUGGAUUUGUGGGGGAGAACUGGAUCUUGGUUCUUCUUGCAUUCAGAGAACCAUAUUAGAUGUCACAAAUAUGUUAUUCCUUUGUCUCUUUUACCUUCAUUUGCUUUUAGUUUCAGUCAAAAAAUGUCAAAUUGGUGAGAGCAACAGAAAGGAUAUGAUCUCUAUAAUUGUUUCAAUCUGUUCUGCGUUUAUUAGCAUAGCCUAUGUUGCCACAGCUUCAUGGAAUAUAAUAGCCAAUGAUGGAUUGAAUAAUUUAGGGUGGUUGGUUUACCUUGUUAGAGGAGUGAUUUGGAUAUCAGUGUCAGUUUCCUUGCUGGUUCGAACACCCAAAUGGAUCAAAACUGUCAUCUCUUUCUGGUGGAUGUCUUUCUCUUUAUUGGUUUCAGCCCUUUACAUUGAACUUCUGUUACAAACACAUAACCUUCCAAGUUUUGACAUAAUAGCAUGGCCAGUAAACAUCUUGCUCCUCUUCUGUGCAUUUAGAAACUUAAUUUUUUUGGUUACUAAAAACAGUGAAGAUCAGAGUCUAUCCGAACCUCUAUUAGUCUCCAUGGCGGAGAAAACUCAGGCAGGAAUAGGGAAGGCUAGCUUUUUCAGCAAACUGUGUUUUUCUUGGAUUAAUCCCCUGUUUUCUUUGGGCUACUCCAAAAUAUUAACUCUUGAAGAUAUCCCUUCUUUAGUUAAUGAAGAUGAGGCUAGCUUGGCCUCUGAAAAAUUUGCUAAUGAAUGGGAAUCCCUGGUUAGAGAUAAGAGCUUGAGCAACUCUAACUUGGUUCUUCAGGCCUUAGCAAAAGUGUAUUUCAAAGAAAAUGUAUUGAUAGCUAUCUGUGCAUUCCUGCGGAUAGUUUCUGUAGUAUCUCUGCCUCUUUUACUCUAUGCUUUUGUAAAUUAUUCAAACAAUAGAGAGGACAACAGGUAUGAAGGUCUCUCCAUAUUGGGAUGUCUAGUUAUUUGCAAAGUAGUUGAAUCAUUGUCGCAAAGAAGUUGGUACUUUAGUUCAAGGAGGUCAGGAAUGAGGAUGAGAUCAGCUCUAAUGGUAGCAGUUUAUCAAAAGCAGCUGAAGCUUUCAUGUGUGGGAAGGAGAAGGCAUUCCACUGGAGAGAUUGUGAAUUAUAUUGCAGUAGAUGCCUACCGACUGGGGGAGUUUCCUUGGUGGCUUCAUUCAGCCUGGAGUCUUGUACUGCAACUUUUUAUGUCCAUUGGAGUACUUUUUUAUGUUGUCGGUCUUGGUGCUCUUCCUGGUUUAGUCCCUCUGCUCAUUUGUGGAGUCCUCAAUGUGCCAUUUGCAAAUGUACUACAAAAGUGUCAAUCUGAAUUUAUGGUUGCUCAAGAUGAGCGACUAAGACUCACUUCUGAGGUCCUAAAUAAUAUGAAGAUCAUAAAGCUGCAAUCUUGGGAAGAGAAAUUCAAGAACUUGAUUGAAACUCGACGUGACAAUGAAUUCAAGUGGUUGGCAAAAGAACAGAUAAGUAAAGCUUACGGCACUGUCUUAUUUUGGAUCAGCCCAACCAUCAUUUCUUCAGUUAUUUUCUUGGGCUGUGCCUAUUUUGGGAGUGCACCACUGAAUGCUAGCACCAUCUUCACAGUUCUUGCAACACUGAGAAGCAUGGGUGAACCAGUUACAAUGAUACCGGGAGCUCUUUCCAUUAUGAUGCAAGUCAAAGUCUCCACCGAAAGAAUAAACGCCUUUCUGCUUGAUCAUGAGCUGAAGAAUGAAGUACCAAGAAUAUCACUGCAGAAUUCAGAUACAAGUGUUAUAAUACAAGAAGGCAUCUUUAGUUGGGAUACUGAAUUAACAAUUGCAACUCUUAGAGAUGUAAAUUUGGAAAUAAAGAAGGGACAGAAAAUUGCUGUUUGUGGACCUGUUGGAGCUGGGAAAUCAUCAAUCUUGCAUGCCAUGCUUGGUGAAAUACCAAAAAUUUCAGGAACUGUUUCUUUAUCUGGAUCCAUAGCCUAUGUUUCGCAAACAUCUUGGAUCCAGAGUGGGACUAUCCGGGACAACAUACUCUAUGGAAAACCAAUGGAUGGAGAAAGAUACAAAAGGGCUAUCAAGUCAUGUGCUCUGGAUAAGGACAUUGAUAAUUUUGAUCAUGGUGAUCUCACAGAAAUAGGUCAGAGAGGGAUCAACAUGAGUGGAGGACAGAAGCAGAGGAUCCAACUUGCUAGAGCUGUUUAUAAUGAUGCAGAUAUCUAUCUUCUUGAUGAUCCUUUCAGUGCUGUAGAUGCUCAAACAGCCACAGUCCUAUUCAAUGACUGUGUCAUGGCUGCUCUAUGGAAGAAAACUGUAAUCCUAGUAACUCAUCAAGUGGAGUUUCUCUCUGGAGUUGAUAGAAUUCUGGUCAUGGAUGGCGGUAGACUUACUCAAACAGGAAGCUAUACAGAGUUAUUGACAUCAGGAACAGCAUUUGAGGAGCUUGUUAAUGCUCACAGAGAUGCAGUGACAGUAUUGGGUCCUUUGAGUAAUGAAAAGAAUGGACAACCUCACAAUGCAGAUACGCUUCAGGUGGAGGAGUUCAAUAAGUCUUACCCUGCUAAACAGAACAGUGAGCAUGAGAUUUCUGUAAUGGAUCUACCAGGAGUACAACUCACAGAAGAAGAGGAAAAAGAGACUGGUGAUUUUGGAUGGAGACCUUUCCUUGAUUAUAUUGUAAUAUCGAAAGGAUAUGCUUCUCUAUCUUUAGGCAUACUAGCUCAGUUUGGUUUUGUGAUUUUCCAGGCUGCGGCAACUUAUUGGCUAGCAGUUGCCAUCCAAAUUCCUAAAAUAAGUAGUGGCUUGCUAAUAGGAGUUUAUACAGGAAUUUCAACACUUAGUGCAGUUUUUGUACAUCUUAGGUCUAUUUAUUCUGCCCAUUUGGGAUUAAAAGCUUCUAAGGCCUUCUUCCAUGGUUUCACCAAUGCCAUUUUUAAAGCUCCCAUGCUUUUCUUUGACUCUACUCCUGUUGGGAGGAUUUUGACCCGGGCUUCAUCAGAUCUAAGUAUUCUGGAUUUUGAUAUACCUUUCUCCAUUGGCUUCGUGGCAGCUGGUAGUAUUGAACUUGUAGGAGCCAUUGGAGUUGUUGCCUUUGUUACAUGGGAAGUUCUCAUUGUAGCCAUUAUUGCAUUGGCAGCAGUAAAAUACAUUCAGGGGUACUAUCUAGCUUCUGCAAGGGAACUAAUAAGAAUCAAUGGAACAACAAAGGCUCCUGUUAUGAAUUAUGCAGCUGAGACUUCUCUUGGGGUGGUCACUAUAAGAGCUUUCAACAUGGUGGACAGGUUCUUAAAAAACUACCUAAAGCUUGUUGACACAGAUGCUACACUUUUCUUUCUUUGUAAUGCAGCCACAGAAUGGCUAAUUUCAAGGAUAGAGACACUUCAGAAUCUGACCAUGUUCACGUCUGUAUUUCUCCUUGUUCUACUUCCAAAAGGCUAUGUAGCGCCAGGACUUGCAGGGCUUUCUCUUUCUUAUGCUUUGUCAAUAACUAGCACACAGGUUUUCUCGACAAGAUGGUAUUGCAACUUAUCAAACUACAUAAUUUCAGUUGAACGGAUAAAACAGUUUAUGAGCAUACCAGCAGAGCCUCCAGCAACAAUAGAUGACAAAUUGCCACCAUCAUCAUGGCCCUCCGAGGGUAGGAUUGAGCUGCAAGAGCUCAAGAUAAGAUAUCGUCCAAAUGCUCCAUUGGUUCUCAAAGGAAUCACCUGCACAUUCAAAGAAGGGACUAGAGUAGGAGUUGUAGGAAGGACUGGAAGUGGAAAAUCUACGCUAAUAAGUGCCAUGUUUCGUCUAGUGGAGCCUGCAAGGGGUAAAAUUUUUAUAGAUGGACUUGAUAUAUGCUCUAUUGGUCUGAAAGAUUUGAGAACGAAGCUUAGCAUUAUUCCUCAAGAGCCAACUUUAUUCAGGGGCAGUGUUCGAACUAACUUAGAUCCUCUAGGCCUUUAUGCAGAUGAAGAAAUAUGGAAGGCUUUGGAAAAGUGUCAGCUUAAGGCAACUAUCAGUAAUCUCCCAAAUAAGCUAGACUCAUCAGUAAGUGAUGAAGGGGAGAAUUGGAGUGUGGGACAACGACAACUCUUUUGCCUUGGAAGAGUCCUACUUAAGAGCAAUAAAAUCCUGGUAUUAGAUGAAGCUACAGCUUCAAUUGACUCCGCAACAGAUGCUAUUUUGCAGAGAAUUAUCAGACAAGAAUUCUCAGAGUGCACAGUCAUAACAGUGGCUCAUAGAGUUCCAACUGUAAUUGACAGCGACAUGGUUAUGGUCCUUUCCUAUGGUAAAUUAAUAGAGUAUGAUGAACCUACAAGACUUAUGGGGACAAACUCCGCCUUUUCCAAGCUUGUAGCUGAAUACUGGUCAAGUUGCAGAAGGAAUUCCUCCCCAGCUUUCAGCGGUUAUCUGUGAUG